AUGGUUAAGCCGAAGCAACAGAAGAAGCCACCCCAGAAGGCGCAACAACACCCGCAAGUUAGAGACAAAGAUGAUGACAUCUACUCCACGGGUGUUGAUGUGGCUAGUGAUGUUAAGAAGCUGGGAAAACAGGGUGAUACUCUUCAAUUUCGGACCCAGUUGGAUGCUCUGGGCUUACGCAUUGUUGAAGUGACUGCAGAUGGUAAUUGCUUCUUCAGAGCCCUUGCUGAUCAGUUGGAAGGCAAUGAAGAGGAACACAGAAAGUACCGCAGCCUGGUCGUGAAACACAUAUUGGAUAACCGGGAGAUGUUUGAGCCCUUUAUUGAAGAUGAAGUCCCUUUUCAUGAAUAUUGCCAGUCCAUGGAAAAUGAUAGUACAUGGGCUGGACAUAUGGAAUUGCAGGCAGCUUCUCUUGUAACACGUAGUAAUAUAUGCAUUCACAGGGAGACAACUGCUUUCAAAUCAGGCAUUCAGUCGUAUCAUGAUGGGGAGCAUUAUAACAGUGUGCGGUUGAAGGAUGAUCCUUGCGAUGGACCUGCAAGGCCAAUUGUAAUUAAGGCUGAUGCUGAUCUUUCAGCACCUUCACAUCAAACUAAAGGUUUGGACAACAAAUCCCAUGGGCGAGCUGGUAGGGAAACUUUUCAACCAGGGUCCAUAAAGGUGGUUAUGGCUGGAACUGGAUGUGAAAACACCGAAAAAGUGAAACAGAUUCUAGAGCAGGUAAACGGAGAUGUUGAUGCUGCAAUAGAAUUUCUAAUAGCAGAACAGGGAACAGAGGAGUGCGCUGCAAACUCGGAUUCCCCUUCAAGUCAGGCUAAUACUCAUGGUCAUGAUGAAAAUGAGAACCAUAAGCAACACAAAGAAGACAAGGUAGAGGACAGCACUAAUGAUGAAUCGAAUAGUUGUUCCAAGAAGACCAAUGAUAAUAUCACAUUGCAACCAAAUGAUAAGAUUCCUAGAAACAAGGUCUGCCCGUGUGGUUCCAAAAAGAAAUAUAAAGCUUGUUGUGGAUCUGCGGUGGGAAAACAAUCUACCAAGUUUGUAAUUAACCAAGCAGCUGACUCGAGAAGGGGCAAAAAUGAAAGGAAGCAAGGAAAGAAGGGGAAUUCUGCGAAAGAAGUACCUAGUGAAUAUGACUUGGGAACACCUGACAUGGGAGCACUUUAUGGUAUCAUACGCCUGAACUCAAACGCUUUGGUAAAACUACUAAGAAAAGGGAAAAAUGUGGGGGAGAAAGAGAGAGAAACGAGUCGCUCUGGAUGUAGCAGUGUCUCAUUGAUAGGAUGCGAAGAAAAAAGAUCUAAGGUGAGAGGGGCUUUAACCUAUGCUGAACACUGA
Molecule: messenger RNA, 1338 nt
Organism: Sphenostylis stenocarpa
Lineage: Eukaryota; Viridiplantae; Streptophyta; Magnoliopsida; Fabales; Fabaceae
Source: the annotation of a GenBank genome assembly